This is a messenger RNA of Penaeus vannamei (Pacific white shrimp), 468 nucleotides long. The record is from RefSeq and is a predicted model, not a curated record. NCBI's taxonomy places the organism in Eukaryota, Metazoa, Arthropoda, Malacostraca, Decapoda, Penaeidae.
AUGAAAAGCUUACGCUUCGAUUAUAUAUCAUCGUUGCUGUAUCCGUACCUCACAUUUCUUUCUUUCAAGUACCCACUGGACAUCCAAGGACUCAACCUACUGUACAAGUGCUCAGGGAAGCCCGUACCGCCUGCGGCCUGUGUCGAUAGCCAUGUGAACUGUCCUUCCUGGGCCAGUCUCGGUUACUGCAGAACCAACCCUGCCUACAUGUCAACGAGUUGCAAGAAGUCGUGCAACAUAUGUGGUGGUGGCUCGGGAUGUGUGGAUAAAGGGCCUCACUGCACCAGCUGGGCGGCCAAGGGGGAAUGCCAGCGAAAUCCAUCCUAUGUCAAUGAUGUGUGCGGGGGGAUCCUGCAGCAACAAGAACCAGCACUGUCAGGACUGGGCCAAGAAGGGGGAGUGCCAGCGCAAUGCGGCCUACAUGCGUCAGUCCUGCUCCAAGGCGUGCGGCCUCUGCUGAAGACCUGA